Strongyloides ratti is the source of this 1572-nucleotide messenger RNA. Its product is annotated as Protein eva-1 homolog C. The record is from RefSeq and is a predicted model, not a curated record. The coding region runs from base 1 to 1572 and encodes 523 amino acids. Gene Ontology annotation, molecular function: carbohydrate binding. Lineage: Eukaryota; Metazoa; Nematoda; Chromadorea; Rhabditida; Strongyloididae. The transcript is spliced from 5 exons.
AUGGCAUCUUUUGUUGUUGGAGGAAUAAAAUUUGUAAUUAUUUUAUUGGUACUACUUUCUUUAGUUUUAUAUCUUAAUGCUGAAGUGAGAGUCAAAAAUUAUGUUUCUCAAAAGACAAUAGAUGCUUUGAUGUUUGAAUCAUUAAAAAAUAAUCAAAUAUUAGCAUGUGAAAAUGAAAAAGUUACAUUAAGUUGUCCCAAAAAUACACAUAUUAUUAUAACACAUAGUUUUUUUGGGAGACUUAUUCCAAGUACAGAAUUAUGCCCAGCACCAAAAAAUUAUAUUAUUAGGAGAGAAGAUACAACAUGUGAUGUUCCUGAAGCUGAUAUGAAGUUAAAAGAACUUUGUGAGGGAAAAAGAAAAUGUCGGAUAACGGUUAAGUCAUCCUUUGUUGAUAGAGAUCCAUGUCCAGAAACCUCCAAAUACCUUCAGAUGUCAUAUAAAUGUAAACCAAUAAGUUUUGAGGAUCAACAUUUUUGUGAUGGAACACAAUUACAAUUAACAUGUAAGGCUAACAAAAGACUUUCAAUUUACUCAGCAACCUGGGGUCGAAAUAUAAAUGGUAUUGGUGCCACAAAAUGUGCCUCCAACUUUAAGGCAAAUAAUAAUAAAAUAACAGGUGUUGAAAAUGAUUGUCUUAUUGAUGUUCUUCCUCAAAUUCUUCAAGAAUGUCAUGCAAAGUCAAAUUGUGCUAUGGCUGUUAAUGAUUACUUCUUAGGAACACCUUGUAAAAGUAAUGGUGAAAAAAGUUUAAGUAUCAUUUAUAUGUGUAUAAAUGAUGAAGUUUUCUCAGAUGCUGCUAUUAAAGGACAGCUGGAUACAUUAGAUGUAAUGAAAAAGGAGUUUAAAGAAAAACAAGCACAAGAUAAGAUGAUUAAUGAAGAGGUUGAUGAAGAAGAGGAGGAUUAUGACCAAUACAAUGAGAAUGAUGAUGAUUCAGAACAAGUCAAUAUAAAUAAAAAGGCACCGCAAAUAAAAUUUAAUAUUAAUGGAGAUGAUGUUAAUAAAGAAAUUGUUUUUCAAAGAGAUGAACCGCAUAUUGAGGAAAAAAUAUAUCAUCAUGUUGAAUUAGAGGAUUACAAAAUAUCAAAACAAUCAUUAAGUGAAUCUACUACAGAAAAUUUGGAUGCAAUUGACUUAGCUAAAGAAUUUUAUGCUAUAAUAGAUUUUAUAAAAAAUAAUAAAGAAAGAUGUAUUCUUUAUUUUGGAAUUUCUAUAGCUGUAGGUGUUAUACUUUUACUUUUAGUAUUUAUUGCUCAAUAUACUAAAAAAUCACAUGGAAUGAAUAAAGAAAAUAUAUUACCUUCAAAGGUAAUUAAACCAAAUAAUGGUGAAAUGUCAUUAUUAAUAGGAUCAAGUAGUGGAAAUUCACCCCUAUAUUUUAACCCCUCAGAACCAGAUAUGUAUGGAGGAUCUGGUUCUAAUACAAGUUUUCAAUAUACAGAUAUGGAAAGAAUUUAUUCAUCACCUAGCUAUGGUCUUGAUGAAAAUCGGAUAAUGAAUAAUGGAAGAUACGACUCAUCAAUUCCUCCACCACCACUUAAACUAUCUGGAAGAUAUAAUUAUUGCUAG